Molecule: messenger RNA, 4194 nt
Organism: Brienomyrus brachyistius
Lineage: Eukaryota; Metazoa; Chordata; Actinopteri; Osteoglossiformes; Mormyridae
Gene: zyx
Product: zyxin
Exons: 10
Coding region: 652-2550 (632 amino acids)
Biological process (GO): integrin-mediated signaling pathway; transforming growth factor beta receptor signaling pathway
Source: RefSeq, a predicted model, not a curated record
UUUACCGUAAUGUCUCAGAGUAAUGCUGAGAUUAUGUUAGUUACGCUGCUUCGUCAUUACUGCAUCUUCAAGGACGACGCCCUGCUCGAUGCAAUAUCCGUUUUACGCAAACAUCUAAAUCAGUUAUGUAUGUACACGGACAGUCACAUUGGAAAGGCGUCACCCCGUUAUUAGAGCACAGCUGGGGGAUCGCCUAGCUUAUAUGGACAGUAUUGUGCUUGGCAGUCAUGCAGAUGUAGAUGAGGGUUUGAAUGCUGACGCGGCGUGGAUCGCUUAUAAAACAGGGCAUACUAUCUGUAUUGAAUUAAAGUCUAGAUUAGCAAAAGAAAAAAAAGCCGCUACGUACACUGAAAUGAAGCAGAGGCUUGUCUUUGCACGCACGCGCUUUCUUUCGUAGUGUUUUGUGUUGUGAAUUAAUGCGACAGACGGUUAAAAUGAGGGAAACGGGUUUCCCCAGAGAAGUGAUGAUGACGAUCGACCAUCCUGCGUAGAUGUCGCAGAAAACCUUAAAUGCAUAUAGUUAAAUCCACCAGAUCCAGUUUUCUCUUUUUACUGGUGAAUUACACCAGCUGCCCCUCUCCAGCAGGAGUGCAAAUGCCGACGGACUGAAGGCAUUUCAAAGGCCCGGUUGUGGACCAAGCAGGGUAAACAAUGAUUAAGAAAAUGUCUGACUCCAGUGACAGCAAGCCGUUUGUGGCGACUUCCUCCAUAACCUUCAAAGUUACCACUCCUUCCUUUUAUAACCAACCAAAAAAGUUUGCUUCUGUGGCUCCGCCUCGGCCCAAAAGUCAGACUAGCCAACCACAACCUGCGGCCUCUAACCUAAUACCUGCCAGCACAGCCGUUAUUGGUCGCGUGGGGGAGCUUCCUCCGCCUCCGCCUCCUGUCUGUGAUGACUUCCCACCCCCUCCUCCCCCAUUGGAUGAUGCUGAUCUACCAGUCCCGCCCCCUGAAUGCCAAAUCACACCCCCUGCUUAUGAGGCCCCUCCCCCUGCCUUCCCUGCUCCUCCCUCUCCGCCUCCAGAAGACUUUCCUAUUCCAUCAGCACCUGAGGACAUCUCCUCACAAACGUAUACCCCUCCUCCUCCCCCUCCGCCUCCUCCGCCUCCCCUGCCACCUCCUUCCAGCAGUAACCAUAAUAACUCUCAGAGGCUCAUGGAGAAGCAGACUAGCUUUGACAGGCAGCUGGAUUCCCUAACUGAUCUGUUGUCUGAGAUGGAAACCAGAGGGCCUUUUAACCCCAAGUUACCUACUCAAGCUCCAGUAGCAUCUGCACCCAAACCAUCUGGCCCACCGGCCACUGCCCCAAAACCGCUUUCCUUCCUGCCUCCCCCUGAGCUUCAGGACCGCCCACCCCCCGCUCCAUGGGCUGAAGAGCUCAAAGCAAGGACGACGAACAGACAAGCCAAUCAGGGCUCUGCCUCCACCCAUAGUCAGCCUCCACCAGCCAAUAAGACUCCGACGGUGACCCCCAAGACAGGCUUUCUCACCAAUCAAGGCACAUCCAACAACAAGAGCCCGGCUUUCGGCUCCAAGGGGGGCGUCACCGCUCCCUCUACCGUCACAAAAGCCCCAAAUUCUAUCACACCCUCCUUUGCUCUGAAACCUGCCCCAUCUAAUUCAUUCCCUCCUCCCCCUGUUAAUCAAAAUGUACCCAAGCGGGCCGUUUCGCCAGUUUUCAACCACUCGAAGACCUCCCCAGCUGCUAGUCAUGAAAAUGUGAGCGCCCCCACUGUGGCUUCACAGUCUAAACCGAUCUCUUCAGCAUCUCCUCCAUGCGCCCAAUCUGCGGGGCCUCCAGCCUCCAAGCCUGCCCAGCCCGCUGGUUCUGGUUCCGGUUCUGGUUCCGGAUCCGGUUUGGGAAUGCCCCUUUCCAUGAGAGAAGUGGAGGAGCUAGAGAAAAUGACUCAGGACUUCAUCAAGAACAUGGACGCACACGCCCCUGUCAUCACCUCAGCUCCCACAGAGGUGUGUGGGAAGUGUAGGCAGGCCCUCUCCCGCUCCCAGCCCGCCGUUCGUGCCAUGGACAAGCUCUUUCACUCCGACUGCUUCUGCUGCAUGUCCUGCCAGCGACCCCUGCAGGGCUUGCAGUUCUAUGACAGAGAUGGACAACCACAGUGCGAGGACUGCUUUGUGAACUCCCUGCCAAUGUGCGCACGCUGCGGCGAGCACGUCACCGACCGCGUGCUCAAGGCUGUCGGCCAGAGUUUCCACGCACAUUGCUUCCGCUGUAGUACUUGCGACUGCAGCCUGGAGGGAGCGCCCUUCAUCACUGAUGACGACAGCCGACCCUACUGCGUUUCUGACUACCACCGUCGCUUCUCGCCGGUCUGCGUGAGCUGUAAGGAGCCCAUCGUGCCUGAUCCCGGUAGUGAGGAGACCGUCCGGGUGGUGGCUCUCGACAAGAACUUCCACCUGAAGUGCUACAGAUGCGAGGACUGCGCACGCCCCCUGUCUAUAGAGGCAGAUGCUGAUGGCUGCUACCCAUUGGACGGUAGAAUCCUCUGCAUGAAGUGCCACACCCACCGUGUCAAGCAGGCCGCGCAUUGAUUUGUGAAGACAGCCGCCAGUCUAAGCCUGACCAAAAAUGAAACGCAUAGAAUAGCUUUGGCUCUGAUUUUGCGAUAAUAGCCAUUUCUGGCCUGUCUCAGUACAGAGGUAAUGUACUGUACUGUGCAAGUCCUCUAGUCACUCUGGUUAGCCUAUGUCUAUGAUGUCUGUCAUGCAUUUAGCUCCCAGCAUGAUUUACACAGGUAUAGCUUUGGCUUUAAGCAACCUCUAACACCAGUGCACUUUGAGAUUACUAGUACAUGGCAACUUCUCCAGCAUUUUUACUUCAACAGAAGUAAAUCUGAGUACUUUACAAAACCUUUUGUGGGAUGAAGAGUUUAAGGUGCAUUGGGCUUGCUCCACCAGUCGACUUAGGGAGGGAAUUUCUAGCAAUCACAGUAUAUGGAGUGUUUUGUAUAAACUACAUUUCCCAGCAGAACUUCCUUGCAAUUUUUUUGGUCUCAGUGCUGCAUGGGAAUAGUAGUUUUAGGGCUAAACAUUGUAUCUUGUGUGGUGAGCCUGUAAGAUUUUGAUGGCAGAGUUUUUUCCCCCUCUAUAUUCAGUGUUUAUAAAGACUGAUAACAUUUUUGUGUUGUAGCUAUAAAUACAAUGGUUUAAAAUGCCAUUUAAUUCACACGCUUAAAUUAUAGCAUAUAACAGGUGUUGAUGAAAAUAAUGCGUAUUUAAGUGCUUCUAGCACUGCAGCCCGGCUGAAAUUACAUUGCCAAUUAAAUAGCUCAUUUCAUUUUCCUUAAGCCUGUGUUUUGCAACAAAUUUAGAUAUUUAAACAUUAAUAUCAACACUUAAGAGACUAUAACAACAUUGCCUUGGUUAAAUAAGUGAAUUCAACGUUAGUGUAGAAGUUCAAAUUACAAAUACCUAUAGAAUUGCUGUUAUGGCUGCAUAUGAAUACAUAGCUGAACUUAAAAUGUGUAUUUAAGGCACGCAUGAAAUAGAAUUACAGUUAGACACACCUGCACUUAGAUAUCUUUGAAAGUGUUUGAAUUGCAGUUUUGGAAAUUCCAAAACAAUAAUUGCUAUUUGAAGAAAUUCCAUACAUGUUGUUAUAGUUACACUAAUACUGAUGUCUCCAUCUAAUAAUAGCAUGUGCCUUCAUUGUAAGUGGUAUAAACGUAAUUGGAUCACAUUCAAAGCUGCACAGACAGCCUUGCAAAUUGUAUCCAGCCAUUAGAACCAUUGUCGUUUAGUUCCACUUCAGCUAUAUUGCCUCCCCUCCUCUCUCAGAAAUGAGCUUGGCUGCACCAUGUUUUUUUCUGGCGAGUGCCUCUAUUUUGCUACGUCUUUUGUAUGUUCUUCGAAUGGAUUUUCUAGAUUAGGAUUUUUAUUGUUACAUUGCAGCUUUGAUAGUAUUUACAGCCACACAGAGCAUUUCGCUCUUUUUCCUUCCUUCCUUAUUCAUUCCCCUUCCAUCUGGUUCAUUCCACAUACUCAUUAAUUGAGAAAAAAAACUGUGUGUUUUGACUUCACCGGGACAAUACUUCAACCGUACUUUUGCCAGGCAGUAUGUUUAGUUUUUCAUUGUUAUAAUCAUCUUCAUAAUUAUUGCGGUAACGGUUGUUUUUUGUUAUUCCGUUAUCAUUUUUUGUUACAUGUUUUUGUCUUUUUUUUUUUUCUUUUUUUUUA